Molecule: messenger RNA, 1715 nt
Organism: Anas platyrhynchos (mallard)
Lineage: Eukaryota; Metazoa; Chordata; Aves; Anseriformes; Anatidae
Gene: CAMKV
Product: CaM kinase like vesicle associated
Biological process (GO): protein phosphorylation
Molecular function (GO): ATP binding; protein kinase activity
Source: RefSeq, a predicted model, not a curated record
CCAACUUGCCGCGCCGGGCGCGCGGGGCCGCGCCGCGACGGACCGACGGCUCGGCUCGGCUCGGCUCGGCUCGGCUCGGCACCGGCCCGGCUCCGCACGGCGCCCCCCUCCCCGAGCGGCGGCGGCCCCGGGCCGCGGCCCCCCCUUUGCGGUCGGAGAGGCGACAAGCACUGGGCCCUGCAAUGCCGUUUGGCUGCGUGACGCUGGGGGACAAGAAAGAUUAUAACCAGCCGUCCGAGGUGACCGACAGAUAUGACCUGGGCCAGGUCAUCAAAACGGAGGAGUUCUGCGAAAUCUUCCGGGCGAAGGAGAAGACGUCGGGCAAGCUGUACACCUGCAAGAAGUUUCUGAAGCGGGACGGGCGCAAGGUGCGGAAGGCGGCCAAGAACGAGAUCAUCAUCCUCAAAAUGGUGAAGCACCCCAACAUCCUGCAGCUGGUGGACGUCUACAUCACCCGCAAGGAGUACUUCAUCUUCCUGGAGCUGGCCACGGGCCGGGAGGUCUUCGACUGGAUCCUGGACCAGGGCUACUACUCGGAGAAGGACACCAGCAACGUCAUCCGGCAGGUGCUGGAGGCCGUCGCCUACCUGCACUCGCUCAAGAUCGUGCACAGGAACCUCAAGCUGGAGAACCUGGUGUACUACAACCGCCUGAAGAACUCCAAGAUCGUCAUCAGCGACUUCCACCUGGCCAAGCUGGAGAACGGCCUGAUCAAGGAGCCCUGCGGCACCCCCGAGUACCUGGCUCCGGAGGUGGUGGGGCGGCAGCGGUACGGGCGGCCGGUGGACUGCUGGGCGAUCGGCGUCAUCAUGUACAUCCUCCUCUCGGGGAACCCCCCCUUCUACGAGGAGGCGGACGAGGAUGACUACGAGAACCACGACAAGAACCUCUUCCGCAAAAUCCUGGCCGGGGACUACGAGUUCGACCCGCCCUACUGGGACGAUAUCUCGCAGGCGGCCAAGGAGCUGGUGACGCGGCUGAUGGAGGUAGAGCAGGACCAGCGGAUCACGGCAGAGGAGGCCAUCUCCCACGAGUGGAUCUCCGGCAACGCCGCCUCCGACAAGAACAUCAAGGACGGCGUCUGCGCCCAGAUCGAGAAGAACUUUGCCAGGGCCAAGUGGAAGAAAGCCGUGCGGGUGACCACGCUCAUGAAGCGCCUGCGGGCACCCGAGCAGACGGAGCCAGCCGCCAGCACCGCCACCACCACCACCACCACGGAGAGCGCGGCCCCCCCAGCCCCCACCACGCCACCCACCACCGCCACCACCCCAGCCCCCACCACGUGUAACGGGGACAGCGACGCCACCACCUGCCACCACCACUGCCACCACCGCCGCCACCGAGGCCCCCAAGGAGCCGAGCGGCUGAGCACCCCCUGUACAGAGCCCGGCAUGGCCCCCGCGCCCCCAGCCUGCGCCCCACUUUUCUACGUGCCCCAGCAGAGCGGGGCAGCGCCCUGCAUGGCCCCCCCACCCCGUGUCCCCCCCCCCCUGUGUCCCCCUUUCCACCGCUCUCCCCGUGUGUGUCCCCCCCCCCGGGGGCUCCCCGGCUGCAUGCGCCGGGCCCCGGUGGGACGGGGACCGGGAGCCCCCCCCCCGACCCCCCAGCACCCCACGGACACGGGUGGGGGUGCGGGGGGGGGGGCCACACGCGAGGACCCCGCUUCCCACCCCCGGAUGUCUGGCAAAUAAAGGCCCCGCCGCGGGCAAACCGGG